CUGCUGCUUGCUGUUGUCAUUGCUAACAUUGCCAGUGCUGGCAAUUUGCAUUCGGGACGAAAACUCACACACGGAUCGAUUCCAUCGAUGCACGGAUGGAAUAAUUAGCGUCCCUUGUGUAAAAACCUUCGCCGCCAGGAAGACGAGAUCGACCCCAUCAAACUAGUGAACUUCAUUGUUUUUUUUGUCGACAAACCUUUCUUUGUUUUCCGGCCGAAAAUGGCAGAACAGGUGCAUGACAACUCCGCCUUUGUUGCGGCUUCGUCCAACCUGCCGCCCGGUUGGGAUUGCAAAUACGACGAAAGGGCAGGGCGAUUCUACUACUUGAACUACUUCACCAAGACAACAACGUGGGAGGAUCCUCGGCUGAGAUAUCGCCCUGUUGCACAGCCCCAGCAAUUCUUUUCAUCAAGCAGCGUCCAUAGUUCUGUCGCAGGAGAGUCCAUUCCACUUCAGGAUUUGACAAAUGUUCGUCCAAGUCCAAUUCCGAGCCGAGCCUACUCAUCGUCAGGCCCUUCGCCUCUUAUGUGCAACCAUGGCUUCAUCCACAGUUCAUCUCCGACAAGAGCGUCUGGAGCGCCUGCCAGUGUCUGCAGUUCACAGGACACCUCCCUGAAUAUUGAAACGGAGCAAGCCGUGGCCAAAAUUGGGGCUAUGUUUCCAACUGUUGAAGAAAACCACGUCCGUGCCCUACUUAAAAAGUAUCACAACCGCGAAGCAGUGGUCAUCAGCGCCUUGCAGGUGGAGAAGCAUCCCCUGACUACCCCCGGCCCCUAUUCGACCCCGUCCCUGGCCCGCCACCACAUUUCCUCCUCUAACCAGUUUGGCAUUUACAAUGCCUACCAGCAAAUGCUCAGCAUGUCGCCCCCGCUGCGCCACUGCAGCCCUCCGCGAAGCCCAACCACCAGGCCUGGCUCAGGAGCCAGUAGCUCUGGCAGUUACGGUUCUCCAAGACCAGGGGAGAUUAUUCGAGGUUUGCCUCGACCGCACUCCUCGCCUAAGAUGAAACUGAGGUACAUGAAAGGGCUGUUUCCUGCCGCAGAGGAAACUCUGCUCCUUGAUGUGCUCAGCAACGCUGACAACAAUGUCCAAAAGGCGUCAGAGAAACUAACCAGCAUGGGCUUUGAAAAGAGGGACAGCCCACCACCAAGAGUGCUGCAGAAGAGGAAGGAAGAGGAGCAGAAGGCCUUGCAAGAGAAGCAGCGCAUGUCGGCCACUCCAACGCCUCCACCACGUCUCAAGAGUUCAGAAGAGAAGCAGAAAAUGAAAAAGCGUCUGCAAGAUUUGUAUCCAGAUAUUCCUGAGAGAGUCGUGACGAUUGCGCUUGACAGCUCGGAUUUUGAUGAGGAGCGUGCAAAUCACAUUCUUCAAGUGAUGGUUGACGAGGAGGGCUCUAAGCCUUCAAGUGUUGAUACACCAAGCUCCAGCAAAGAUGGGGAACUACACCACGAAAUGAAAAUCUCCACUCAGAAAACUGACACACCAUUGCUGGUGGAGUCUUCCCCUGCUCGAUCCCGCAAGAACUCCCCCGCACGCAAGAUAGAAAAGGAAAAAGCGUCCAUCCACAAGCGUGCCAAAGGGAAGAGGGAAGUGCCAAAGGUAUCAAGGGGCACCAGUACAGCAGAGGACAAGGAGUACAAGUCAUCAUAUCUGCAAAAAACCAGUGGACCAAACACUGAGAACCUUUCUGGUGCGAACAGCGAUCUGCUUCUAGUUGACUAUGUCACGUGGCAAGGCCCCAACGCAGAAAAUCGAACCGGACCAAGAGGUUUAGCCAAAGGUCCUGACAAAUCUCUGCGUGAGGGAAUGGCUUACACAGCAAGAGGGCCAAACAAGGGGUUGUGCAAUGGGCCAGUCAAAGGCCUAGCUAAAGGGAGUAUUUACUCUAGUUUGGCAUCAGGCAACCUGGUUGACUCCAGGGGAAAUUAAAUUUUAUGAAAUGAUUAUUCCACAUAUUUUAUGUAAUCUCAUAAGGUGUUUUAUCAAACCUUCACUUAGCGCAUUAUUUUUAUGGCUGAUGUGACAGAUGGUGUUGGAAUUUUGUUGGUUGUUUGUCCUAUACCAACACCUUUGCUUGUAUUUUGACAAUAUUUACUCGCAAGCCACAUGUAUUUGAAUUAUCGCGUUUUGUGUCAUUGUAUAUCAGGUAUCUUGUGAUGUUUAAAGUGCUGUUUGCUUGUGGUGAUCAUGUUUAUUGCAAUAACGUUGUAUUGAUAAAACUACAUUUCACAGGUAGAAAAAAAUGCCAUAUAUAUUUUUGUCGAAAGAAAUGCCAACCUGAAUCUGAAUCAAAUCAACUUAACAAUACUCCAAAGAAGCAUAGAAUGUAAUGUUUCUCUAGUCACUUGACGUUUUUUUUUUUUAAAUAUAAGUGUCGGCGAAUUAUCUUGUUUGAUGUGCACCAAUGGUGAUAUCAAAAUAAGAGGUUUAUGUAGCGAAAUAAAAAAAAAUUCUUUAA
This is a messenger RNA of Cloeon dipterum, 2458 nucleotides long. RefSeq lists its product as uncharacterized. Gene Ontology annotation, cellular component: cytoplasm. Gene Ontology annotation, molecular function: kinase binding; ubiquitin binding; molecular adaptor activity. The transcript is spliced from 9 exons. The record is from RefSeq and is a predicted model, not a curated record. Bases 220 to 1929 code for a protein of 569 amino acids. Lineage: Eukaryota; Metazoa; Arthropoda; Insecta; Ephemeroptera; Baetidae. Gene Ontology annotation, biological process: negative regulation of organ growth; cell migration; regulation of hippo signaling.